This is a messenger RNA of Rhagoletis zephyria (snowberry fruit fly), 20814 nucleotides long. RefSeq names its product titin-like. The record is from RefSeq and is a predicted model, not a curated record. NCBI's taxonomy places the organism in Eukaryota, Metazoa, Arthropoda, Insecta, Diptera, Tephritidae.
AUGGAUGCAAAUGAGUUCCGCAUACGCGAUCCCCGGGGCUUUCCUCACGAAGGCGUGCAAACAGAAAAGCCGCCACCGAAACUUUCAUUUAGCGAAAAUUCGAGUUCGCUGGUACGUUGCGUACCGAACGAAAGAGCGACAUUCUUCGUAAAAAUCGACUGUGACGAAGACUCCGAUUUGUUGCCAUUAAAAUUUGAAUGGAGCCGUGGAGAAUUGCCAAUUGAGAAUUCCGAUCGCUUUCGAAUAACACAGACCAGCACCGCUGUGCAACUAGCCGUAGAACACGUGCAGCGGGAGGACGCUGGUCAUUAUACGCUGAUAGCUAGAACGAAAGGUAACAAUGUUAUUCGCAAGGAUGUCGAACUCAUUGUCGAGGACAGAUCGACGGGUGAGGACCCGCCUAUAUUUCUACGACGAUUGACCGAUCUAUCGGUGAAGGUGGGAACGCGUACUCGAUUGUUAGUCGAAAUACGAAGUUCCACGGAAUUAAAGCUCACUUGGUACCGAAAUGAUCGCCGAAUAUGUGAAACCGAUCGAAUUAAAGAGAUAAAUGAAGGCACAUUUCACUAUUUGGAAGUGAGCCCAGUUAUAUUGGAAGACGGUGGCCAAUGGAUGGUGCUCGCGGAGAAUACAGGUGGACGUAAUUCAUGCAUUGCACAUUUGAACGUUUUAGUGCCCAAGGCUUACAAGACACCAGAGUUCAUUGAAGAAUUACGUGCCAUACUUACGCAACAAGGCACCGUUUCACUAGAAUGUAAAGUUGUUGGUGUACCCACACCACAGCUACGUUGGUUCAAGGAUUCCAAAGAGAUCAAGGCUGGUGAUGUAUUCGCACUGACCGCCAAUGUGGACGACCCCACCUCGUUGGGUACAUACACCUGUGAGGCCGUCAACUGUAUGGGCAAAUCAUAUUCUAGUUCCAAGGUGCAUGUAAUGGGGCGUGGUAGUAGAGAGGGUUCAUUGAAACCAGCUGAUAGCAUCCCCAACAAUGCACCCCCACCGAUCUUUACGAACGAGCUGCGCGACCUGAGUGUCCGCAUUGGCGAACCAAUUAUACUCGGCUGCCAAGUUGUGGUACCACCUUGGCCCAAAACUGUUGUCUGGUAUAAUAAAAAUGGACGCAUUGAGUCAAGUGAACGCUAUAAAUUAAUCGAGGAUGGCUUGGGCGUUUAUAUGAUCGAAGUCAAACCCUCCGAGAGUUGUGACGAAGGCGAAUGGAAAUGCGUAGUUACUAGCUAUGAAGGUUGCGUCGGUAUUUCAACGUGUAACGUCACUAUGGACAUUCCCAAAAAUUAUCGCAAGCCACGUUUCAUGGAAAGUCUACGCGCUGUGCUCACCGAGGAAGGACUCGUCUCAUUCGAAUGCAAAGUGGUUGGUUUUCCUACGCCCGUACUUAAGUGGUUCAAGGAUGGUCAGGAACUAAAACCCGGCGAUGUUUAUCAAUUAACUGGCACCAACUCGCUUGGCACAUACUGUUGCAUAGCCAAGAACUGCAUGGGUGAGAGUAGCAGCGUUGCUGUGCUCACUGUAGAGGAUAUAAAAAAUCAGCUUAACGACGAAGAGCGUCUCACAUUUGCUAAUCAGAAUCAGCCACCUAAAUUUGUGGUGGGCCUUAAAAGUCAAGAGGCCAAGAUCAACGAAUUUUUCCAAUUUACUGUAAAUGUCAAUGCCACACCAGAUCCAAUGCUCUCCUGGUUUCGCGAUGAGUUCCCGAUCGAGAACAGUGAACGUUACUCUCACUAUCGUGGCGAGCAAGACAAUUGGCAUUUGGAUAUACGCGCUGUGGAAUUCGUAGAUCAGGCCGAGUGGAAGUGUGUGGCUGUGAAUGACUUUGGCACAAGCGUUACUUCCAGUUAUCUAAAGUUGCAGAUACCACGGCACUACAAGAAACCACGUUUCCUGGAAUGCCUGAGAGCGGUGUUGACGGAAGAGGGCGCGGUAAACUUGGAGUGCAAAGUUAUUGGUGUGCCACAGCCCGUGCUGAAGUGGUACAAGGAUGGUGUUGAGUUAAAGCCCGGUGACAUACAUAGGAUCAUCUCAGGACAGGAUGGUACUUGCUGCCUGGGCACCUACACAUGUGAGGCUAGAAAUUGUAUGGGCGUUGUUGCUAGCUCAGCUUCGCUGCUCGGUUUCGAGGAGGCGUACAAAAAUCAAAAGCACGAGCAGGCACAAGAAAACGAAUUGCAGCGCAAUUUCUCCUUGUCCACCAUACAGGAGGAGCGUACAUCCCAGUUGUACGAGACACCUGUUGGCGAUAUAACGAUUGACUCAAAGGGAGAGGUAUCUUUCUCUUUCGAUGGCAAAGAGGUUUCGGUAUCCUUGUAUGAGACACCCGAUUUGACCGAAGAAGAAGCAUUGAAGAUCGUCGAAAUGUACGCCGAUCAGAUUUCAGAGCAUGUGACCGAACACAAUGUGGUGGAAUUGCCGCCACUGCGUUUUGUUAAAGAGACCUCACAGUCGGGUAAACUGCUAAUGGAAGCUGUGGUAAUUGACAUCUCGCCAGAAUACUUUUCACAUGAGGAGGACAUGCGUACCGAGGCAGGUUUGGAUGAUAUUUCCAUCAACGAGAUAACAGUGCAUGGCUCCUCGGGUCAUGAGGGUGACACCGAUCGCGAAGCUGAGAACUAUGCGCAACGCAGCUUUGAGAAAAUGGAGGAAGACUUAUCAUUGACGGCACCGAUACGCAAGCGUAAGAAAUCACGACCGACCGAAACGACUGAGGAAUUUUACAGUUUAUCGAAAGCAUCCGAUAGCCAAGCGGGCGAUGAGGAGGACACUUCCGAUUUACAAACGUUCGCUAGCGCUACGCAAAUGUCAUCGCGCAUCGAUUCUGCUGCCGGCCCUGAUGCUGCACAGCCCGCAGAUGGUAUGCAACCACCGAAGCGCAAGAAGGCCAAGGGCAAGACAACUGAUAGUGAUUCAUCAAAGACAACCGAAGACGAUACGAAAAUGCAAGAUAUAUCUGGUGCAGUAGGCGAUGGUUUGAUGUCUGUGAAGCCAGUAAAAGUGAUCUCCAGCGCAACGGAGAUUGAGCAGAAUUUGAGGACACUGCUGCCACUAGCGAAAUCGCUGAAGACUAUUGAGCACCACCUGACUAUCGUGGAAAAUGAAGUGGUCGAGCAGGCAGCCAUGAUGAUGACGUCAGGGUCUGCAGAACAGAGCAUCGCCAUCAUACGCAAUAUCAUCGACCCGGUGAAGCAGGUGGAGUGCAAGUUGCGCGCCUAUUCCGGGGAGACACCACUCGACGCGCUCUUCCAAACGAUGGAGGAGGAUAUACGAAAGCUGCACACCAGCCUACAGGUCAUUGAGAAGUGUGUCGAAAUAGAUGAAACUGGCGUGACGCUCAUACAACGCACCAGCGUCUGCAUUAUAGACAGCGUGGGCGAUCAGCUGAUAAAGGCAUUGCAAGAGGUGCAGAGCAUUGCAAAGACUUUCGAGUCUACGAGCUUGCGUGCACAUAUAGAUCUUACCGCGGACGAUAUUAGGCAAGGUCUCGAAAUCACACAGGGCACUAUAAAGUCACAGGCGCUGCUGCAAGAAGCGCAGGAGUUGGAGGCGGCCAAGCAUCUCUCGGAAACGGUUGCCAAGCUACAGGCUAGACCAGAGGGAGAACCGGCGUCCUUUGCUAAUAUCUCGGAUGCUAAAUUGCCUGACGAAGCUGAUGCACUGAAGCUCAUUUGUCAGCCGGUUGUGAAUAUACAAGCCGCCUUAGAGAAGGUGGAGAAUGAAUUGAGUCUCGAAGAAAACGAAGAACAGAUCUACAAGAAGGUGCACAAGAAAGUGUUGGAAAAUAUUGUCGAACCAAUUAAGGAACUGCAAUCGGUGUUGGAGAUAAUCGAACGAAAGGCGGAGGCACUCGCUGGCACCGAAUCGACAGAGCAAAAAGUUAAUAUGGCCAUUCUGGACAUUGUCACACCGGCUCUAUUUGAACUCAACAAGGGUAUGGAAAUAAUAUUAAAUGAGUCGUCGGACAAUGUUCAAGCAGGCAUGUUGACUGUUAGCACUGUGGAGUCGAUGGUACCGCCAUUGCAAGAGAUACAAAACGGGUUGGCGCAGCUCACACAGGACGUGGAAAGUGGACACUUUACGGAAGAGGCCGUGCUCGACUCGGCGGAUACGCAAAAGUUGCUGCAAUCUAUAGCGCAGUCUGUGCUUCACUUCGAGACGAAUAUCGAGCGCAUAUCAGCGCGUUUAUCACCCAAUGUGCAAUCGGGCUUGUUCAAUAUCAAGGAGGAAAUGUCUGCCUUAAUUGGAAAUGUGUUGAAUGAGAACAUCACCAAGUAUCAUGUGACGCUUUUGGAGAACUUGAAACGGCCUAUCGAUGAGCUCAACUAUUGCAUACGACAAAUUGAAGGCAAAUCUAUAUCGGGCUCUUUAACUGACUUUAUCGAUCCCUUGCACAGUCUCAGCGAUCGCGUGCAUUUGGGUCAGGAGAUCAUGCACAUGUCUGGUGCGAAGCAAAACGAAAAAAAUCUUGAGGUCCUCGAUAGAAUGGAACAACUAAUUAGGCGCGUUGAGAUCGAUAUUGAAGAACAUGAAUUCAAGGUGCUGCAACGCGAAGUCGAACUUGAUGAGAAGCGUGCAAACGAAGAGGAGAAAUCUUUCCUUUACAUGCGGCAAGCAAUGGAAAUGAAGAUAGCUCAAGAUGAGGCUGGACAAAAUAUACAAGAACUACUGCACACAGUUACAGAGAUAGAGGCCACACCUGACUUGGAUGCUCAAACCCAAAAAGUGUUAUCAGUGCUAGACCAAAGUCUUACCGGCCUUGUCGCCGAUGUAGAAAAACUGAAGGAGUCACCGAGCACGAGGGAAGAAAACGAAGCUGCUACAAAAGUGCUAACCGACAUUGCCAAACCACUGCAGGCAGCUGCUGAGGUUUUACGCAGGGCGCUAACGCCAGCAAAGGAACUGAAGGUAGAGCAGCUCCCACAACGCGUGUGUCUGCAAGCAGUUUUGCAAGAGUUGAAUGAGGUCGUUGAAAAUAUACCCGAGCAAAAUGAGCAGAACGUAAAAUUGAAGGCGUUGCCCAUCGUACAAUCGGUGCUAAAAAUAGUGCCCGCGCUUCAAACAAUCACAGAUUUACCACAAGCGUCAACAGCGGUAACGCACGCUGAGAAAAAGAAGGCAGCGGCAGAUGUUGAUAGUGGAGCUGCAAAGAGGCCGAAAAUGGCAGCUGAAGUCAGCGAUGAGGUAGAAACAGCACGAACACCCGACGCGCCUACUACGGUUAAGGUUGAAGAAAAUGUCGAGACCCCACUAGCUGCGGAAGCUCAACAUACUGCAGAACCCCAACAAGAAGCGAGCUCUACUGACGCUAGCAGGCCAGCGGCGAAAGCCGCGGAUGACGCUUCCACACUGGAGGACAUAUCCGCCAUGAAAUCAGCAGCUGAGUCAUUACCAGCAGAUAGCUUGGCCUCUGGAGCAGAAGAUAAAACGGAUCAUCUCAAAGCUUUCGAAGCUAACAAGAACAAAGUGAACGCGCUGCUGUCGCAACUGAAGAAUAGCAUCGCAACAGUAUUGGCGCAUUGCGACGAAGUAGAUGUAGGCUCGCUGCAAGUGGAAACUGCUCAACAAGUGAAGGCAAGUCUCUCGAAGCUGGCAGGCGUCACUGAGUGCAUUGCUGAUGUGCAUCAACCAAUCGUUGUGGAGACACUGGGUUCACUCUCCGACGCCAGCGAGUGUAGAACGUUCGCUGAAGCUGUGUGCCAUUUGGAAGCUUGUGUGGUGCAAGUUGAGGAGUGCAUGGCACAAGCCGAUUUGAAGGAGCUGAGUGGUGGCGGCUCCAUUUCCGAAUUGAAAACAUUAGCUCUACCCUUACAAGACCUUAAGGAGUGCAUUACAGUCUUUCACAAUGAAGAAUUGGAGCAGGUUAUGAGUUUGGCAACAGCAAGCUUACCGCUAACUAGCGCACAAGUUUUACAAGACAUACAGCCCUUUGUGCUCUCAAUUAAGGAGAGUCAAGCAAUCGAAACUUUGCAGUCCUUAGCGGCGGAUGAGUCUCUAGCGCAGCUCAAACAAUUUAUAAAACCCAUACAAGAGCUGCAAACUGCCGUGCUGUCUGCCGCUGAGCAGGUGCAUUUGUCGCAAAUUGAAAGUUUGCCCCAGCAGGCGAGCAUUGCGGUGUUGGAAAAGUGUGCCAAGCCUAUACAGGACAUCAGGGAAGCGCUACUGCAAGUGCAAGAAGAAACACCACUGUCCACCCUAGAAGCUACUCCGGCAUUGCAAGUUUUGAAGGAAAAAAGUGAAGUUGUAUACAAUCUCCUGCAAUACUGUGAAAAAGUGGACCUGCAUAUAUUGGAGAAUCUUGCCGAUAUGUCUACACAAGCUGAUGUCUCUGCACUCAAAUCUUGCGCCGAGCUCAAGUCUUUGGAGACGCAACUAGAACCUGCCGUUAGCGCGAAACAAGCAACAGUGAAGUACUUGGACGUCAAGGAAUGCAUUGCGGAUGGUAUCAAACAAAUACAAGUCUGCUUGACAUCAGCCGAAAAAACGGUGGUGCCCGAGUUGAACGAUGUUGGAGAGGUCAUGAAAGAGCUUAAACGGGAAUUAGAGUACAUGCAAAGUGAGUUGUCUAAACCAGCUGCGCAACAAAAUGCGGCCAAAGCCAAUCGUAGCGUAGCUAAAACGAUGUUCAAAUUGAAAGAGUGUCUGGUGCAUACCUACGAAGCUGGCGUUGAAAAGUCGCUGGAUGAAAUCGAGAAAACAUUCGAAGACAUACUAACAGCGCUGCCGACUUUAGAAAUACAGCUGGCACAAGAGAUGUACGCAAAAAUCGAGGCAUCACUACACGCAUUUAAUACCACUUGUGCACAACCAGAGACGCCUGAGCUGGAAAAACUGAUAGAACCCAUUGGAGACAUUUUGAGCAGCACCAAAGCAAUUAAUGAGUUGAAGAGCAUAGAUGUUGAAAAGUCUUCAUUGGUGGUGGCGCAAUUACAAUCGCAUUUAAUGGCCGCAUUUAGAGCGCUCAACGAAGUUAGUGAAUCGCUUAGUGGAGCUGGGCGUGAAGCAGUUUUGAAAGCGCAAGAUGCUGUGCUAGCAACAAACGAGUUCAUUGCGGAAGCCAGUGAGCAAAUUAGAACUAUUGAGCUGCUACAGGAGGUAGAUAGCUUGACGCCCAGUUUGGCUGCUAUUCCCGGAAGUUUUACGUCCGCAAGCGAGCAGGAACGGAAGCAAGCACUACUCGAAACGCUUAUGCAGCGUGUUACGCAAGGGAAAGCAUUUUUACAAAGCAUUGAAGAUGGCUUAAACGCAAACAAUCCGGUGUUCUAUAGGCUAGCAGAGCAAAACGAGCUGGACAUAAGUAGCGUAGAAGCAGCACUCAUACGCAUCGAAAAGGAAAUCAUACCAAAACUGGAAACGCAGGUGCCAGCGGCUGAUGACAGCGCGCUAGUCGAUGUGCUGGGAGUGCAUUUGAAAUCUUUGCAGGACAGUCUCGCCAAACUCAAUACUGCAGCGAUUGUGGUGGAAAAAGUACGCGUGGAUGUAGAAACAAGGUCGAUUGAGCAGCAAGAGCCGGAGCCGGGGCUCGUUGCGCAAAAAUCCGUAACCUCAACCACACCGCAGCAGACUUCAGCGAAGAAGGAGUCAUCACAGUUACGCGAAACUUCACUACCCGCUGAGGAAGACAUAUCUACGCUGGAGGAAAUUUCAGCUAUCGAGUCUUACUUGGGCUCCCCACCGCCAAUUUCCCGCGCCGAAGAAGCGCCGCCCACACCGCCAGCUGACAAAGGUAAGGUCGAUGUGUUGUUAUCACAACUCAAAAGUAGCAUCGUCUCAGUGUUGGCACAUGGUCACGAAGUAGAUGUCGCCUCCCUGCAGCUGGAGACUGCACAACAGAUUAAGGCAAGUUUAACAAAAUUACAGCACGUAAAUGAAUGUUUUGCCGAUGUCCGUCAACCCACUGUCAUUGAGCCACCACUCCUAUCCCUCUCCGAUGCUAGUGAAUGCAAAACAUUUGCUGAUGCUGUGUGUAAUUUGGAUGCAUUCGUAGUGCAAGUUGAAGAAUGUUUGGCCCAAAGUGAUCUGAGUGUGCAAGCGAUUUCCGAACUAAAAACUUUGGCACAACCACUGCAUGAAGUUAAGGAAUGCGUAAGAGUUUUCCACAAUGAAGAAUUGGAGCAUGUGCUUAGUUUGCCAACAAUAAGCAUGCAACUAACCAGUGCUCAAGUUUUGCAGGACAUUCAACCGUUUGUGUUGUCGAUCAAGGAGAAUCACGCAUUGGAGACGCUGCAGUCGCUGGCGGAGAACGCAUCACUCGCGCAGCUCAAGCAAUUCAUACAACCCAUACAAGAACUGGAAAGCGCCAUACUAUCCAAUGUUGAGCAGGUGCACUUGUCACAAGCUGAAAAUAUUUCUAGGCAGGAGAGCACCGCUAUAUUGGAAAAGUGCGCUAAACCUAUCUGGGAUAUCAGAGAAGCUUUGCUGCAAGUACAAGAAGAAACACCACUCUCCACGCUAGAAGAUUGUCCCGCACUGAAGGUUGUGAAGGAGCAGACCGAUGUCAUAUACCACCUGCUGCAAUACUGCGAGCAAGUCGACAUGAAUGCUUUGGAAAACAUUGUCGAAAUGUCAACACAAGCCGAUGUUUCGGCGCUGAAGUCCUGCGUGGAGCUGAAAUCCGUACACACGCAACUUGAGCCACCAGCCACAGGUGUGGUUGAAAGCGUUAAGCUGCAGGAUGUGCGAGAAAGUAUUACAAAUGGCAUUAAUCAGCUACAAACGUGCUUGGAAAAGAGCACAGCAAACAAUGUCCCAGAACUGUGUGAAGUUGAGGUUGCUAUGCAGGAGUUGCAGCACGAGCUACAAAGUAUGCAAGAUGAGCUUACGAAACCCGCCGCAGAACAACAAGCUGCCGAGUCGCAAACAAGGGUGGCCAAAGUAAUGUUUAAAUUGAAAGAAUGCAUCGUUCACACUUACGAAGCGGGCGUGGAAGAAUCAUUAGACGAUAUUGAAAGAACCUUUGCCGACAUCCUACAGGCCAUGCCAACGCUAGAGCUGCAAUUAGCGCAGGAGAUGUGUGGCAAAUUAGAAUCGGCUGCAUCAGAGUUUGUCACUAGUUGCACACAGUCAGACGAUUUGGCAGACUUCCGUAAGUUAACACAGCCGCUCGAGCUGGUCUUAGCUAGCACUAAAGCCAUCGGUGAGCUCAAGUUGGUCGAGGUUCAGAAGUCCUCAUUGGCUGUGGCGAAUCUACAGUCGCAUUUAAUGGCCGUCUUUAGAGCGCUUGAUGAGAUUGGUGAGUCAGCAGCGGCGAACGAACGAAAAAAUAUUUCACAACUACAAAAUGCCGUCCUAUCCAUUUCCGAGUUCAUUGACACCAGCGAAAACACGUUGCGCGCUAUUGAACUGAUACAAGAGUUGGAUACGCUCAUGACACAACUAAGCUUCGUGGCCAAUGAAGUACGACUUGCUAAGGCAAACGAAAGCAAGCGGACGUAUUUGGAAGCAAUAAAUUCGGGCGUAGCCUCAGCGAAGGCCUUCUUACUCAGCAUCGAUGAGGGGUUGAAGAUAAAUAAUUCUGUCUUCGUGAAGUUAGCCGCAGAAAAUGAGGUAGACAUUGAAAGCGUACAAGCCGCAUUGAUACGCCUGGAAAAUGAGAUACUAGAAAAGGCACGAACCGAAAGCUCCACAACAGAGGAAGAGGAAGCCGUAGUCGAUGCGCUGCGUGUGCAUUUGAAAAAUUUGCAAGACAAGUUGUUGGCGCUAAACAAUGCUGCAGCAAAGGAAAAGCCUAAGGUGGCAGAGCCGGAAGUUGUAGAAGCGAAGAUCAAUCAGAAGAGCGCUGCUGUUUCAGAAGUUGAUGAUGGUGCAAAGGAGAGCGAAGCUGUAACAGAAAUAAGAGAACAGCCUGCGGAUAAGAAGGAGAGCUUAGAGCAGGCUGAGCCAGGAAAAGUGACAGAAAUUGAGGUAGUCCAGCCGAUAGUUAAGAAGGAAGCUGGGCCAAUCGAAGCUGAAGCAAUAGCGCCGCAGGCUGCGACUCAUGAACAGGCAACGCCAGAAGAAAAGCUUGAGGUGACGGCUGACGAAACAAAGCCACAAGCAGCCAUCUCUGCGAAAGACAAGGAUACGCAAGAGGCUCCAGAAGCCGUGGUGGAACCGAAAGAGCCUCAAGCACCCACACUGCCAACCGAGCCAUAUCUCCAAAAAGCAGAAGAAUUGAUAAAUAACACACUCGCACUCACACAGGCGCUGAGUAACCAAAAAUUGAGCAAAGCCACAACGGAAGUCUACAAAUCGGUUGAACUCACUUUGAAAGAGAUUAAAAAUUUGCUACAAACACAACCUUCCAACACAAUCGAAGAUCAUAUUUUCUUGCCGCUAUUCAAGUUGAAGGAUUUGAUUGCUUUCAUCAAGAGAACGCCAAUGGAUGAUGUUUCGAAGGCCGAGGAGGCUCAACAGGUUAUACAGCAUACCAACGGCGUGCUGCUACAAAUCUUGAAUGGUCAUCGGGGUCUACGAAACGCAAUGAUUUUCGAUAUUACCGAAGCCACGCUACCAUAUAUAGGCAGCAUAACGUCAUUCAUAACACAAGUAUUUCCGAACGAUAGAAAUCUGUGUGCGAUAUCGCGAGCGCUGCAACGAAUUUCCACGGAGAUGAACGCGCUUAAGAAGGAAAAUACAUCAAAUAUGGAUAGAGGGUCACGUGCUUAUCAAAAUCUACAAUCAGCUUUGUACGAAUUGAAGAACUCAUUGGAUACGCUGUGUGCUGAACAGAAAAUCGAAAUCCUUCUACUACAAAAAGAAAGCUUAGAACGUAUUUGCAAAGCUAUGGAUGAAGGUCAGUUGAGAGAUGUUAUAGAGCUUAUACAGGAGUUUGAGGUGCAGAAGGAUUUCUUUGUGCAAAUGUUGGAAGCAUUGAAGAUUAUGUCCCAACAACAAGCCGCUGCUGCACGCCAAGAGGACAGCAAAGCUGAAAAGCCCGAGCAAGCUGCCGCCGACGAAGCGCUGAAGCAGCACAUCGAAAAUGUCUUGAACGUAAUUGCUGGCGAUGAGCGCUUAAAAGACAUCGGCAGUGAGCUUAGUGAGUCGCUCAAUGAUGAUGAGAGGUUCGCAAAACUUGUGUUCAAGUUAAGAGAACACAUUGUGCACACUUACGACGGUGGUCCACGCGCAGCAGACGAAAACGCUGAAAAAUUGGAAGAUAUUAUUGAGAACUUACUCGCUAGCAAUCCAGAAGCUGCUCGGAAAUUGACGGAGGAAUACUAUGAGUACAUUAAAAACAAUGUAAAACAAAUACCAGAGCGAAUUAAGGCCAUAGAAAACGCCGAGCUGCGUAAGAAGGUUAGCGCCUUAAAUCCUCGGCUGAAAGCAUUGUCUGCGGUUGCUAAAGCCGUAAAAGAACUAAAAACAGUGAAAAAGUUAGCAGACACGCAGGAGAAUCUGAAAAAAGAGCUCUUGAAUACUGUCGAGUUUUUGGAUGACUUGGCUAAGUCAUUGGCUGCAGAUUUGCAAGCCAAUAUUGAAAAACUUAAAAAGCUCGCGCUGAGAGAAUACGAUUAUGUAAAUAAUAGUGAAAAAGCAGCACAAGCACCGAAGAUUCUCUUGGAUACAUAUUUCCUAACCAGUGGCUUCAACGACUUGUGCGCUAAAUUGCAAAGAGCAGAGUUGGUGACUGCAGAGGCAAAGGAAAGCGAAGUUGUAGUUUUGGAAACUAAAGAUGCCCAGCUAAACGUGGAAGUGAAACCCAAAGUUGAAGUCGUUGAAGAAAAAGAGCAGCUCCAGCAAGACGCGGUUACAGGCAGAGAUGUGACAGUUGAGCCCCAGGUAACUACCGCUGCUACAGAAAUCGCCGAGGUGCCAACAUUCGAUGAAAAAGAAGUCAGUAUGGAAGUUGAAGACGUUCAACGAGCAAUAGCCAUAGAAGAGCCGAAAACCAAAACAGUUGAUGAAAGUAAAAGUGAGGAAAAAUUAGUUGCUGAAGCUGACAAAGCGCCUGCAGCUACUGAAGAGCCUCUUAACCCGAAUUUAUUGAAACAUUUUACGGACAUAGUCGAGGUAACUGCUAAAAUACGAAACGAAGUCGGGGCUACAAAAAAUUCAAUCUUGCGGGCAAAAUUAUUACAAUUCGAUGCACCGCUAGCAACCAUAGGAACGAUUUCGGAAACUGUAAAACUAUCAAACAAUAUAGACAAGUCUUCAGAGAAAAUAGCUACUUUACAAAAAGUACUAAUGAACCUCUUUGUAACCUUGGACGACCUACAACAACAGUCGACGGGAGAGCUAACAAAGCACAUCGAAGAUGUUAAAAAGCUGGCAUUGAGUGGAUUCGAAAGUGUAGAAAAGAGCGCGACAAGCGCAGACUCAGAGAAAAUACUCCUCAGUAUUUGUGAUUUAACGAAAGGAGUCUUGGAGGUUUGCAAGGAAUUGCAAAAGAUUGAGGAAGAACCACUUGAGACGACUGAGACGACAGAUACACAGACAAUAUUUGAAGAGCAGGUUCAGGAGACGAAAACUGAACAAUCUGCUGCAGUUAAAGAGGUAAAUGAGCAGGUGUUAGCGGAAACACGGUCUCAAGUUGAAGACGAGGGUAAAAAAGAAGAUCAACCAGCUGAAAAAGUGGCAGAUGAGAUAGUUGAAGAGCAGGCUGGCAAAGCUCAACAAGAGACGCCGACUACGGGAGAUAAUGAGGCAAAAGAUAAAGAAAAAGCAGCGCCAGAGUCACAAAAUAUAGAAGAGGAAGUCUUAGUGGAAACGAAACCACAAAUCGGAGAACAAAAGAAGACAGAAGAGCUGCCAGAGGAAAAAAUAAAAGAGCAGAAAGCUGAAGCACAAGUGCUAAGCACUGAUGAAACAAAAGCAGAUGUAAAAGAAGAAAAGCCGAAGACGGAAGAACCGGCAACUUCAGAGCAAAAACAAGAAGAACUGCAGCCUCAAAUAGAAGAACAAAUACCCCGGCCGCAAAUUGAAGAGCAAAUAGUUGAAAAUAUCGUUGCGAAGGAGGCUACUACCGAGUCGCCAAAACAGGCAGAUAAGCCAGCAGAGGUAACGAUAGAAGAACAAUUGACGCCAGAAACUCUGAAAAGUGAAGAGAUACCUUCACAAGAACCGGCAUCUGUUGCCGAGGAACAAAAGAGAGAAGAAAAAGAAGCGCAACGAGAAGUCGCUGCAUUCACAGAUAAACAAGCACUUGAAGAGGCGACGAGAGUAGUUGAAAAAGAGAAAACAAAUCAAGAACAAGUUGUUGCCAAGUUGUCGGAAGAAAAAGCGGAGAGUGAAAGUGAAGAGCAGAAGGCGCAAAACGAACAGCAGGAAGAAAACAAAAUAUUAUCCCAAGUUGAAGCUGAAGAACAAGCUAUUUUAGAAACGAAGACAGAAAAGGUGGAACCACAAGUCGAAGCGAAAAAGUUAGAAGAGGCAGUUGAAAAAGAAAAGACUGUGGAGCAAGUUUCACCACAAUCCAAAGCCAUUGAUACGCUGAUAACCAAACCCGAGGCACAGAUAGCUACAAAAGAGGAAACAAAGGAACAACCUGAAGAACAAGUCACUCCUGAAACGCAGCCUGUUACUGAAAUUCAAGAGAGCAAAGAAGUAAAACCGGAAGUCGAGAAAGCAGAGAAGCAAAUAGAAAAACCAAAGAAUCCACUGGAAAUACCCGAAGAACAUGUCGCUCAGGAAGCAAAGGCCUCGCCAACAGUUGAAGUUGCCACCUCCAGAGAAGACAAACCCGAAACGACGGCAAUAAAAGACAGCAGUGAAGAACCAAUUCCGCUGGGUGAAAAGAGAAUAAAAGCAGUUACAGAAGAAACCAAGACCGAAGUGAAAGAGGAAGCUAAAAAGGUUCAAGAACAGCUUCUGGAAGACAUUCUAGAGCCACAGGAGGCAAACGAUGAAAAUCGCAAACCAGAAAUAGAAGACCAUGUUGCUUCAGUGGCGCUGAUUGCAGAUGUUGAAAAGUCCGGAUUACAGCUUAGCGAAGAAAACAAAGGAGCUGAAGAGACUGAGCAAGUCAAACCCGCUGUUACAGAGAAAGUUGGAAUAGUUGCCGAACAACUGAAACCAGAACUGAAGAAAGAGAAACUUGAGGGUGAGAUUGACACAGAAAAACAAAAGGCUGAAGAACGCGAUGAACUGCGCAAGGCUAAGGAAGAAUUAACUCCAAAAGAAAACCCGCACGAGCAAAAAGUCGAAAAAUCGACCACAGACAAAAAGGAGAUUACAGACCUUCAACCGUCACAGGAAUUAAGUACUAAAUUAGAGCAAUACUUCGCAAGUAUCUCGCAGACUGCUGUAAAAGCAACAGCGAAAAUUCCAGAAAUAAAACCGCAGAUAAUUCACGAAAAGUUGGUUGCUCUUCCACCUUUGCUAGAAAAAAUUGUUCAGGUCUCUGAAAAUGUAAAGAAUCUACAGCGAGUUGAAAAAUCCGCACAGCGAAUGGUUACCCUACAGAAAGCAUUAAUGGAUACCUUUGUUAUAUUUGACGAUCUUCACGAAAUAGCAACAACUGAAGUGAAGACGCAGCUGGAGAAAGUUAAAGAACUCGCUUUACAUCUGUACGACAACAUUGAGAAGUCCGAAAAGUAUGUGGAGUCAGAGGGAGUAUUGUUAGACUUAGUCCAACUAACGGGUAGUGUUCUGGAAGUGUGCAGCAUACUUCAGAAAGAAGUGUCACACGAAAAGGUUAUUGAAGCGAAGCCCAUCGAAAAGAAACUUGGAGAGGAAGAAAAGCCAACAGAACAGAAAGUUGAAGAGAAACAAGAGCCAGAGGAGAAAGUUAUUGAAAAGACACCUGAAGAAAAACAAAUAACCGAGAAAGAUACUCUAGCAAAGGUGCCUGAAGAAAAAGUAGUUGCGCAGAAGCACGAGGAAUCGAAAGUUCCAACACAAGAAGCUGUUGAGAAGCUCGUGGAAACAACCGAAUCAGAUAAGCUAAUUGCAACACCAACUGAACAGAAGAAGUCACAGGAUACUGAGAAAGAUAAAGUGUUAGAAGAUACAAAGCUUAAAGAGAAGGCAGGCAAGCAAAAAUCGGUGGAGGAAAAACUUUCUGAAAAGUCAACUGAGAAGAAACCUGUUGAACAGAAAGUAGAAGAAAAGCCCAUAAAACAGACGGAUGAAGAAGUGAAGAAAAUAGACGCGAAAGUACCAGAAACAGAAAAGACCAAUGAAACACCAAUCGAGUUAAGGGAAUCAGAGAUGUCCAAAGAAACGACAGCAAAUCAAAAGUCAGCAGAGGAUAAGCCGCAUGAAAAAAUGCUUGAAGAGGAAACCGUUGAGAAAAAGUCAGAAGAAAAGUCAAAUGAACAAGAGGAGAAAGUGAAGGGAAAGCCUAAAGAAAAAUUGCAAGAAACACUGACCGAGCAGAAACAACCUAAUGAGAUUGAGAUAGAGGAGAUAGAACAAGAGAAACCGAAAGAAAAAGCUGCUAAACAAAAAUCGGUGGAGGAUAAAGUUCCAGAAAAGGUACCAGUGGAAAAGCCAGUAGAAAAGACCACUGCUGAGAAAGAAUCCGAGGCGGAGUCGAAAGCACAGCAGAUCGAAGAAAAGAAGAAACUAAAAGAUAAAGUAACCGAAGAGAAACCUGAAGAAAUGCAAGCUGUCGGCCAAGAUACUUUGGACGCGAAAAAGCUAGAAGCAGAAAAAAUAAACGAAAUAGUAUUCGAACCAAAGGAAGAAAAGGUCAUCGAACCCAAGUCGGUGGAGGUAAAACCACAAGAGGAGCUAGGAGAAAAACCUGUUGAGAAAAAGGUACAAGAAAAGAGUACGGAGAAAAAGGAUGAAGCGAAAGAGAAUUUGAAAGAGAAAGUGGAUGAAGCUGCGGUUGAAGAGAAGAGGCAAGUAGGUUUGGAAGCGCAAAAGUCAGAGUUAGAUAAAGAAACAGAGAUUGAACAAAAGAAAUUAGAGGAUGAAGGGCAUAAAGAGAAACCUGUUGAGAAAAUAGUACAAGAAAAGACAGCCGAGGAGAAGGAUGAAGAAAAGAAGAAAAAAGAAAAGUUACCCGAACCGAAGGCUAAGGAAGUGUCAGUCGAUGAGACCAAGAAAGAAAGUGAGCAGAAAAAAGCACAAGAAGAAAAAUCGAAGAAGGAAGAAAAAACAGGAGAUCAAAAAAUCGGAGUGGCCAAGCCAACUGAACAAGAUGCAGCGAAAACAAAGCCUGUUGAAGUAGAAAAAAUUGAAGACGCAAACGUAAAAGACGAUGAAAAGAAUCCUAAAUUGGAAGAAUUUUACAAGAACAUUACUGAGACUCAGAAUAUUCUGCAAAAAGAAAUCGAAGCGGCUAAAGAUAUUUUAUUGAGCCAGAAAUUAACUGCUCUCCAACCACAAAUUGAGAAGCUUGUUUUAAUUACGCAGACUAUUAAGAAUAACGAUUGUGUAGAAAAGGCUUCAAAGGAUAUUGUGCGUCUUCAAAGGGUGCUGAUGGAUAUCUUCAUUACAUUUGAUGAUCUGCAUGAUGCAAAAUUCCAUAUCUUGAAAUCGAAAAUCGAAGAGAUAAAAACGAGUGCUCUUGCAGAAUAUGAUUACAUUGAAAAGGGUAAGAGACAAAUAAAUUCUGAAGAGUUAUUGGAAAGAAUGUCCAUUUUACUGAAAAAAGUCUUGGAUACAUGCGUAGAACUUCGAAAAGUAUCCGAAAACGUACCGGUCGAAAGCGCCGAACCGGAUUCCGACAAAGAUAACACUGCCAAAGCAGCGACUGCAGAAAAAGUGGAAACGGUUGAGAAGAAAGCCAAGGUUGAACCCGCCGAAGAGCCGUUGAAUCAAAGUUUGCCACUAUAUUAUAACCAAAUUGUUGAAUCUGUGUCUAAAACGUCCGUCAAGCUUUCCGAAAUGGACGAUAAUGGAUUCCGCGUGAAGUUGAUGCCAUUGCACUCGACGCUUCAAGGCGUUCUUUCAAGCGCUGAACAUCUGAAAGGCGUGAACAAGAUCGAGAAGUCUAAAGAGAAGGUGGUAACAUUGCAGAAGAGUCUCAUGGACAUCUACGUUCUCUAUGAUGAUCUUCAGGCUAUAAAUGUCCAGGAAUUGAAAGGAGAUUUAGAGCAAGUGAAGACUUUAGCGCUGAAACAUUACGAUCUCAUUGAUAAGAGUGUUAGAGAAGUUAAUUCGCAAGAGAUCUUGGAGGAGUUAGUAAAACUAUGUCUAGAGAUUCAUAGGGUUUCUGAAAUGAUAUGUCAACAUGUGAAGACUUCUAAGGACGAAGAAACACUUAAGAAGGCCAAGGAGUCUGCUGAAGCAGCGGAUACCGAAAAGAAGUUGGAUAGGAAAAAAGAGAAAGUGAAAGAAGAAAAGAAAGCGGACGAUUCAGCCGAAAAGUCAGAUAAGAAAAAGGCGGAAGAGAAGGUAAUUGAAGAAGCAAAGAAGGUUGAAGAGAAGCCUAAGAGCAAGGAUAAGAAAAAUACUACUGAAAAAGAAAUUAGAAAGGAAGAGACGCUUAAAGAGGCUGUAGAUGCUAAGAAGCAAUCCGACCUAACUGAAAAGACGACUGAAGCACCCGAAAAGGCUGAACAACAGACUGCAAUAGACAUUAUCCAGAAGAAAGUUGAAGAGGAAAAUAAAUUGGAGAAAGUAGGUGAUGAACCUGCCACUAAAGUUGAUAAGGAAGAAGAAAAACCGAAGAAAGUCGAAAGAAAGAAGAGUCCAAGAGAAGUACGUACUGAAAAGAAAGAAGAACUUACGCGGAUUGAAAAGGAAGCAAUAGAUGCUAUUGUACCGACAAUGCAGGAGUCAACUGACAAACCUCGACUGACUGAAGAGAAAGUAAAAGUGGAAAGUCAAAAAAUUAGUGCUGAAGAGGACGAGAAAAAGAAGAAAGUGGAGGAGGAAUCAGUCGAAACGACGCCAAAGAAGGAAGCUGAAGAGGCCAAGAUCAGGGAAGCUGCAGCAAAGGUAGAGGAACCUAAGAAAGAUGAAAGAAAAAAGAGCACGGAAGAAGUUAAGGCAGCUGAUAAUAAACAGCCGGGAGAGGUGAGUGAACCGGAGGUAACAGAAACCCUGCCUAAGAAAUCUGCUGAGAAACCCGCUGAGAAACUUACCGAAGAACUUGAUGAGGCUGAUGAAAAACCAAAGAAGAUAGCGAGAAAGAAGAGCGAAGAAGAGAUAAAGAAAAUACAAGAGAAACCAACUAGUCCAAAGCAAGUUGCUGAGAAGAAAGAUUUAGAAAAACUCGAGGAAGUUGAAAAGCCUAAAAAAGAUAUCGAGCUGCCCGAAGAAAAGCCGAAAAUAGACAUAAAAGAGAAAAGUGUUGAGGCAGAAAAGAAGGCAGAUGAGAAAAAGCCUGAAGAAUCUAAAAGUCUGGAAAAUAAGUUGGAGCCUUCUGCUACUGAAGAAUCUGAGAAAGCUGUUGAUAAGCCGAAAGACGUCAAAGUGGAGAAAGGGGCUGAAGAAGACAAGACGGUCGAGCAGGAGAAAUCUGAAAAGCUUGAGGUUUUCGAAAAGAAAGCUGAGAUCGUUGAAAAACCUGAAGACAAACUUGAAAAACUUGAUGAAAAGCCUGCGGAAGAAGCUGAUAAGGCUCAAGAAAAGCCCAUAAAGGAAAAGGGAAAGAUGAGUGCUGAGGAAGUGAAAAAAGGCGAGGAAGAGAAGACUGCAACUCUUGAAGCUGUCAAAAAGAAACCUGAAACCGUUGAAAAAUCUGAAGAAAAACUUGCUAAAAAGCCUGGUGAAGAAGCUGAUAAGACUCUAGAAAAGCACAAAAAGGAAAAGAGAAAGAAGAGUGCUGAGGAAGUGAAAAAAGUCGAGGAAGAAAAGCCUGCAAUUGUUGAAGCCUCUGAAAAGAAAACUGAGACAGUUGAAAAAUCUGAAGAUAAACUUGCAGAGAAGCCUGGUGAAGAAGCUGAUAAGACUCUAGAAAAGCACAAAAAGGAAAAGAGAAAGAAGAGUGCUGAUGAGGUGAAAAAAGUCGAGGAAGAGAAGCCUGCAAUUGUUGAAGCUGUUGAAAAGAAAACUGAGACAGUUGAAAAAUCUGAAGAUAAACUUGCAGAGAAGCCUGGUGAAGAAGCUGAUAAGACUCUAGAAAAGCACAAAAAGGAAAAGAGAAAGAAGAGUGCUGGGGAAGUGAAAAAAGUCGAGGAAGAAAAACCUGCAAUUGUUGAAGCUGUUGAGAAGAAACCUGAGACUGUUGAAAAAUCUGAAGAAAAACUUGCUGAAAAGCCUGUUGAAGAAGCUGAUAAGACUGUAGAGGAGCACAAAAAGGAAAAGAGAAAGAAGAGUGCUGAUGAGGUGAAAAAAGUCGAGGAAGAGAAGCCUGCAAAUCUCGAAGCUGUUGAAAAGAAACCUCAGACCGUUGAAAAACCUGAAGAAAAACUUGCUGAAAAGCCUGUUGAAGAAGCUGAUAAGACUGUAGAGGAGCACAAAAAGGAAAAGAGAAAGAAGAGUGCUGAUGAGGUGAAAAAAGUCGAGGAAGAGAAGCCUGCAAAUCUCGAAGCUGUUGAAAAGAAACCUCAGACCGUUGAAAAACCUGAAGAACCACUUUCUGAUGAAUCUAGUAAGACUCUGGAGAAACCCAAUGAGGAAAAGAAAGAGAAGAGUGCUGAGGAAGUGAAAAAAGUCGAGGAAGAAAAGCCUGCAUUUGUUGAAGCUGUUGAAAAGAAACCUGAGACCGUUGAAAAAUCUGAAGAAAAACUUGCUGAAAAGCCUGUUGAAGAAGCUGAUAAGACUCUAGAGAAGCACAAAAAGGAAAAGAGAAAGAAGACGCAAGAGAUUGUAGAAAAGAAAGCUGAAGCUAUUGAAACGCGCGAUAAGAAAUCUGCUGAGAAGCCUAUUAUAGAAGCCGAGAAGACUGUUGAGAAUCGGAAAGAAGACAAAGGAAAGAAAAAUGAAGAGGAAGAAAAGAAAAUAGAGCCUAUUAAAAAACCAGCUGAAAAGCCUGUCGAAGAAGUUGAGAAGCUAGAAGAGAAACCGAAGAAGGAAAAGAAAAAGAAGAGUGUCGAAGAAGAAAAGGCAGCUGAUAAGAAAAAACCUGAAGCUGUAGAAAAUAAGCCUGAGGCUGCUGAAAACCUUGAUAAGAAACCUGAAGACAAACCUGCGGAUAAGCCUCCCAAAGAAACUGAGAAGGUGGAAGAAAAGCCACAGAAGAGAAAGAAGAGUGCAGAAAAAGACAAGGAGGUGAUAGAAAAGCAAGUAGAGCCUACACCAAAGGUGACUGAAGAAAUUAAAACGGAAGCAGAUAAAACCAAGAAAGAAAAGAGAAAGAAGAGCAUUGCAGAAGACAAACAACCCAUAGAUAUUACCAAAGAGGCUACUACGAAAAAGACUGAAGACAUGUCGAUCACACAAAAGGACGUCACAGAAGUUGUUGAGCCAAAGUCAGCGCAACAAAUUAUCACAAAACCUGCCGAAGCAGCGAAGGAGAAAGCUUUAGAUGUGGUUGACGCUGUGCCAUUGGAGAAAUCAAUGUCACGCGCAGAGAAGCCAAGCGAAGUAGAGUACAAAGAUAAACGGGAAGCACGAAAUGCCCGACGUGCGCCAAACGUUGAGUUGAAAUUGACAAACCGGAACUCAGCGUUGGGCAGCAAUAUAAAACUCACCUGCAGUAUAUCUGGCGCAGAACUGAAGGUUGAUUGGUAUCGCGAUAAGACAUUGAUUGCGAAUGACGAUAAAUAUCGAAAGACCUUCAACGAUGGACUCUCCUGCUUGGAAAUACGGACAGCCAAUGCUGGCGAUGCGGGUGUUUACAGAUGCGUGGCGGCCAAUCGCAAUGGAGAAGUGGAGACGAGUUGCCUUGUGACUGUUUACGAUGUACCAACAACUAAAUUUGGCACAACGCCAAUAUUUACGCGUAACAUCAGAGUAUUUGAACCAACAGCCUUCCUUGUGGCCUGGUAUCUGGAUUUCACUGUACCUACUAAGGAAGUUAAGCUUCUCAAUUCACACAACGACUGA